AUGCUGUCAUUCAACCAGUCCGUGCAGAAUGGGGCUUCCUGGGUGCCUGCACCCUCCUUCCCCGCGUCCGCCGCCGCCCAUUCAAAAGGAUUCGCUGCAACUCCCCCGCCGCCUCCGCCUGUGGUUUCUUCCUCCACCGGAACUUUUGUGCCGGGCCGCGGCGGCGAGGAGGGCAGUGUUCCGCGUUGCUCUCCGCGGAUGUGGGCAGACCGGAGCGGGAUGGCGGCGGCGGGGCACCUGCAGCAGCUGUGGUGGGGGGCGGCGGGGCUGGGGCUGUCUCGAGGGGCGCUGGUGGGGCGCUUCGCCCCCCUGCGGCCUCUGGGCCUGCUGCUGCCCCCGCAGCCCCGACUUCUGGCGGUCUCGGUUCGCGGGGCGGCGGGCGGCGGGGGCCUGGAGGCGAACCCUUUCUUCGCCAAGUACCAAGGGAAGAUCCACGAACUCCGCAGAUCCAAUCCAGAAAUUUUUGAAUCCCGACUGGAUCAAAGGAGCGAAGUGAAAAAGCAGCCUGUGGGAGAUUCAAAGCAAGCAGAGUUUAUCAGAAUGAUGGAGAAAAAGUUCAAAGAAUCACUUCAUGGGUUCACAAAAAACAAGACACUUGAUUCUAUCCUUAAUGUGGAGAUGAUGAAACGGAAGAAGCCCGAAGAAAUAAAACAGAUAUGGAAGCAGUAUUAUUCUGGAGAAGACACAGUUUAUGCAGUUAUUCCUGGAAAGACUUUUGAUCUGAUAUGGAAGCGAGUUCAGGACUGCCCGUCUUUUCUAUAUCCACUGCCAAGAAAGGAGGGCUAUGAAUUUUUUGUGGGACAUUGGUCAGGACCAGAACUCCACUUCACUUCUCUGAUAAACAUUCAGUCUCGAGGGGAAUCUGCACCCACCCAGUUGGUCCUGUUUCAUUAUCCUGAGCUACAAGAGGAAAAGGGCAUUGUACUGAUGACAGGUGAAAUAGAUCCUAGAUUUUUGACUGUCACAGAAGCCCAGUGCCUAGCCAGCCAGGUGCAGCUUUUUUACGCCACGGACCGUGAAGAGACCUACCGUUUAGUGGAAGAGUUUAACCACCGGCCAAAUGAGUUUAAGUACAUGUCUGUAAUAGGUGAGCUUGAACAGAGCAGGCUGGGGGAAGAACUCAGGCCUCAGCAAGACUCCCCAUCGUCCACUGCUUGAGUGGUGGGAGAAGCCUUGAAGAGACAUGGCGGGUAUCGGAAGCGCUCUUGCCUUGAAUUCUGGAGCUGCUGCUUCCAACUGAAAUAAUCUUGAUGGGAAAGGGGUGACAUUGACAUCUGAUGGGGAGAAGAAUAUCUUACAAAGUGACCUACACAUCUGGGAAACACCUUUGUUUCUGGCUGGUAAGAGAAAGAAGGAAAGCAUAACAUCGAUAUCCACCUGGUGAUGUUUGGCAUUUGCUCCCCCCCCAAAAAAAAACACGCACGCAGACCAGCAGAUUUCAGCAUUUAUUUUAAAGGUUUAUUUAAAUUUCUUCAUUCAGCAAGGGAACGUAAUUGGACGGGGGGAGGGGGGAGCUAGGUGACACUACUGUUGAUGGAUGCAGUGAGUUUCCCAACAACAACAACAAAAUCAUUAUUUACAUCAUAAUGUGCUACGUAAAACACCCUUGGCAUACAGGAAAACGCAGUCUAAGCAAAAAGGACAAUUCCCAGCCCCAGAGAGCUUAAAAAUCUGACGGUAGGAAGAGAAUAAGCACAAAACGGAAAUCUGUUAAGGGCGACCAAAUUUUGCAGUCAUCUGGUACAUAAAACCAAAAACAUUUUUUCCCUCUUUAAUAAAUGAAUAAAUAAAUUUUAUCUGAGGCUGUCCUCCAUGAAAGAUGGUUGAAUGUUUUCCAUGCUCCUGCUGGCAGUUCUUAGUUCUGGAAAGGUGUUGAGUCAAUUUCACCAACACUGACUAGAGCUGAGGAAAUGCCCUGUUGCCUUCAUCCUCUAAAAGCGCCUUUAUGAGAUAGAACUGCAUAUUUUUAGAAAUGAGAAGGAUCUUAAGCUAUUCCUAGCCCCAUAGAUGUUGAGGAACUGAGCCGUGCGCAAUUUCACUCAUUCAUCUGUGAAGUGGAGAUAAUGCUUUGUUAUCUUGUGUACCCCCUCUUCUCUUGCCGCUUUUGUGUAACCUUAUUUGGCCCAGAUGUUUGUUUCUGAACCUGAGAGGGAUGGAGUGAGAAGGGGGACGAGUGGCAGGUUCAGGAAAGCCCAGGUGCAAGGGCUAGGCAUGACUCAACUCACAGAGUUGUAUCCAUCUCUGGGUUGCAUCCAACACUACUGUUCUGCUUACACAACGUAGUUUCCUGAUGCUCUCCUCUCCCUUGCAGCCCCACAUCCUCAAAAUCUCCUGAGGGUUGUGGGAUCCUCAGGAGCAGAUUUGGGAGGCAGGGGCAAGGGCACACAGAGAAGAGAUGAAGAGAAGGUCAUGUUGCCUCCCAUAUGCACAGCAUUUGAUGCAUCCCUAAGUCAUGGCAUGAGCAGGACAACUUCCCCUUCCUUGCACCACCCUCAUUUGCUCCAGUCAAAUUUCUUUUGGGGAAGGGGGCACAUUCUGCUCACACCAUGACUUAGCUGGAUACUCCCCCCAUAGACAGCAGGAAAGAAGGAAGGCAUAAGACAGUAUCUGUGAGCCUGGUUAGCUCCCUUCUCAGCCUGGGAUCAGAAAUGAGUAUCUGUUCAAUCUACAGUAAAGGGGCAGUGGCAACUAGUAGACUCACUGUGGUCAAAUAGGGAGCAGGGAGAGAACUUGCAAUUUUGAGCAUAUUUUUGAAGUUGCAAUUCGAAUCUUUAUAUUUUGUGCCUCAGCCUGUCUUCUCUGUUCUGUGAUGUGCUGCCUGGCGAGAAAACCCCAGUGCCCCCCCCCUAGUUGAAAUGAUUCAAGACCUGCCGCUUUGCAUAUCACGGGCUAAUUUGCAUAUUGUUGAAUACUCCGUUAUUUGAAAACCAAAGCUUUGCAAUACCUUGGAAAACAGGUGAAAUGGGGCAAAAACGAAAGGGAGAGAAUCAGGAUUGCUACCUGAUUCCAAGAAAUUGUUUGAUUAAUCAAGUGUGUUGAUUGAAUGAAUCUGUAUACCUUUGCAUAUGAAUAAAAACAAUAUUCUGAAAAAGCAUACUACUUUUUUUUUU
Molecule: messenger RNA, 3110 nt
Organism: Zootoca vivipara (common lizard)
Lineage: Eukaryota; Metazoa; Chordata; Lepidosauria; Squamata; Lacertidae
Gene: ATPAF1
Product: ATP synthase mitochondrial F1 complex assembly factor 1
Biological process (GO): mitochondrial proton-transporting ATP synthase complex assembly
Cellular component (GO): mitochondrion
Source: RefSeq, a predicted model, not a curated record